Helianthus annuus (common sunflower) is the source of this 1066-nucleotide messenger RNA. RefSeq lists its product as uncharacterized. NCBI's taxonomy places the organism in Eukaryota, Viridiplantae, Streptophyta, Magnoliopsida, Asterales, Asteraceae. The coding region runs from base 9 to 1028 and encodes 339 amino acids. The record is from RefSeq and is a predicted model, not a curated record. The transcript has 6 exons.
UUUACAAUAUGCCUGGGUCAUCUUCAUCUUCAUUAAGUAUCAGAGAACCCUGUUUCUGUAGGCAUAUGAAAAAAGCAGAUGAGAUAAUUCUGUCUAUUCCUUCUGAUGCUGCUUCGAAGCUGUGGGGUGUUGAUAUGGGCCCUACAAAUGUGGACAUACAUACUGAUGAUGGCCACAUUUUUAAUGUUUGUUUAACCUACUCUAAAGGAAAUUUGUUCCUGUUUCAUGGAUGGUCCAAUGUAACACAACAUUUGGGACUAUCCGAAGGAUGUUUUAUAGUAUUCAACCCCAUCGAUUGUACUACGUUUAAAUUAACCCAUUUCAUUGAUGGUGUUAGUGGUAGCUCUUUUUGGACAUAUCUCCUACCUACAUCAUCGCAUUUUUAUGUAAUACCCGAAGUUAUCCUGCCGGAAACCUUUUCUACAUCCAUUGAUUUAAUAUCCACUAUAAUGAUAAACAACAAUCCGUUUCAUGUUAGGAUUGAAACGGAUGGCGGUAAAUUCGGAUUUACCGUUGGUAUUGACGUUAUUGUUAGUUUGUUACAUUUAGAGCCUGGUUGUUUUUUGAUAUUUACAAAGUAUUUUGGUAAUGAUUUUAACUUAAAAGUAUUUGGAAAAAAUUGUGUUGAAAAGAACUUUCUUGAUGUAGACGUUGAUGUGCCUUUAGUUCCUCCUAUUGAUGCUGUGAAUGAAAUUUAUGAACAACCACAUAGUCGUGUGUAUCGGUUUUCCCGUACCGUUGGUACCGAUUUUAUCCUUCCCGAUCGUGUCUCUGAAAUGGCCAAACUUAAUAUUUGUUUGAAAGAUAUAACCGUCAGACUUUUGAAUCUGGAACCUCCAGUUCAGUUUACCAAUGGUACAAGACGUGAAAGGACACAUAAUGGUUUUCGAUAUGCGUUAAGGCGAUGGUCUAAGUUCAUGAAAACUGCUGGAAUUAAGGUCCGUGACACCGUUGACUAUUGUUUUGACGAAAAUGAUCAAGUGCUAAGUGUUGAAAAGGUUGUACCUUACGUUAGUGGUCGUAUUUAGUUAUUUGACUCUUUCGAUGUUGUUUUUUCCUUUAACAU